This is a messenger RNA of Triticum turgidum subsp. durum (durum wheat), 750 nucleotides long. The record is from the annotation of a GenBank genome assembly. Lineage: Eukaryota; Viridiplantae; Streptophyta; Magnoliopsida; Poales; Poaceae.
AUGCCUGCCUCCAUCGCCUUCGGUCGGUUCGAUGACUCCUUCAGCUUGGCCUCUUUCAAGGCCUACAUCGCCGAGUUCAUCUCCACCCUCAUCUUCGUCUUCGCCGGCGUCGGCUCUGCCAUCGCCUACUCCAAGGUGAGCGGCGGCGCGCCGCUUGACCCAUCCGGGCUGAUCGCCGUGGCCAUCUGCCACGGGUUCGGGCUGUUCGUCGCGGUCGCCGUCGGCGCCAACAUCUCCGGCGGCCAUGUGAACCCUGCCGUCACCUUCGGCCUCGCCCUCGGCGGCCAGAUCACCAUCCUCACCGGCAUCUUCUACUGGGUUGCCCAGCUCCUCGGCGCCAUCGUCGGCGCCUUCCUCGUCCAGUUCUGCACCGGCGUGGUACCGACCCCUACACACGGGCUUUCCGGCGUGGGCGCCUUCGAGGGCGUCGUGAUGGAGAUCAUCGUCACCUUCGGGCUCGUCUACACCGUGUACGCCACCGCCGCCGACCCCAAGAAGGGGUCCCUCGGCACCAUCGCUCCAAUCGCCAUCGGCUUCAUCGUCGGCGCCAACAUCCUCGUCGCCGGCCCCUUCUCCGGCGGGUCCAUGAACCCUGCACGCUCCUUCGGCCCCGCCGUUGCCAGCGGCGACUUCACCAACAUCUGGAUCUACUGGGCCGGCCCGCUCAUCGGCGGUGGCCUCGCCGGCGUCGUCUACCGGUACCUGUACAUGUGCGACGACCACACCGCCGUCGCCGGCAACGACUACUAA